Messenger RNA from Phyllotreta striolata, 6547 nucleotides. NCBI's taxonomy places the organism in Eukaryota, Metazoa, Arthropoda, Insecta, Coleoptera, Chrysomelidae. The record is from the annotation of a GenBank genome assembly.
AUGACCCUUUUUAAGUACAUUUUAGGUACCCUUUUAGGUACAUUAUGCAGGGACACCCUCCGGUUCCGAUACGCUCCAAAGGCUUCCCUUUUCCCCCUCCGGAGUCGGUCUGGUCGCGGGAAAAGAGAACGUGGAAAACCGGAACGCAUCACACUCCGGUGGAAUCAUCGCCGGUGUAAAAUAUCACCUAGUUCUCGACGAGUACGGCGCGAGUUUCGCUCUCAGACGCCGACGCCGACGUCGUUUCGAAAAUUCGCUUAGCUUAUUUGCUAAGUUUAUUAAAUUGUGUGAAAAAAUUGGACAAUUUGAGUUUGAAUUUGAUUUAUUUUUGUGUUUUUUGGGGUACUUUGAAAUUAAAAAUUGUGCAUAGUUUCGUUGAGUUUGGUGACGGUGUAUUUAGUGUAUUGGACGUUUUUGGUUUGAUUAAAGCAAAUAAUACCAUCAUGCCCAUACGUAGGACUAUAAAUUCACUCGCCAAAAUCCAUUAAAAGGAUGCUGAAAACGUUGUUGAAAAACUUCUUAAGGACAUUUAGCGGACAUUUCGUGAAGAUAAAAUUUAAAAUCGACCGAUCGCCUAACAUUUUAGUGUUCGUUUUGUUAUUUUCCUUAUAUUCUACCGUCGUGAAAUGCAAUCGACCCCCGAGAUUUAUCACCGACGGUCAAACAGAAUUUAUUUUGAGACUGAAAGAGGGCGAAGGAACACCAGUGGGUUCAUUAAUAUUCCAAUUAAGUGGAUACGACGAUGAUGGGGACUUUUUGAAAUUCGGAGUGAGUCGAUUUCCGGGAAGCGACAUCAUUCGUAUCGAAAGUACUUCCCCAUCGGAAGCGAAUAUUUAUUUGAACAGAGAACUCGACAGAGAGGCUCAAGAUGAAUAUUCCCUGGUUUUAACGCUAACAGACGGCCACCUGGGUUACGGGAAUUACAUCACCCAAGGUCUCCUGAUACUGGUGGAAGAUAUCAAUGAUAAUGUGCCUACUUUUAAAAGUUACCCUCCGAGUAUAACCGUACCGGAAGAUUUGAAACCGGGUACUAUAACUACCCUAGAAGCUACGGAUGCAGAUGAAGGAGCGUACGGACAGGUCAUUUACUCCUUGCAAAAUGUAGAUGAUGAAGAUGAGUAUCUCUUUAGCGUAAAUACAGUAGGAGAAAAAGCUGUGCUUAGGUUAAGAGGAUCUUUGGAUUACGAGAAGCAAACGGUUCACCAAGUGAAGAUAUUGGCCAUAGACCGAGCGAAAGAAGGUAGAGUCAACACGGGCACAGCUGCUUUGUUGAUAAAAGUCGCGGAUGUAGAAGACCAACCACCGGAAUUCGUUCGAAUGUCCCCGUUUGCCAAAAUCGAAGAAAACUCCCCGAUCGGUUCAUCGGUUCUAAGAGUAGUCGCCGUCGAUGGAGAUCGAGGCAUCAACAAUCCCAUUGAAUAUUCAAUCACUUCCAACGGUUUGAGUCGAAUAACAGAUGUAUUCUCCAUCGAAAGGGAUACCGGCGUGGUGUUCACCACGGGCGCUGUCGAUAGAGAGUCUCUCACCACCGGAUCCGGUAGCUAUAUACUCCAAAUCACGGCUAAAGAAGUAAACAGUAAGAUCAUUCCCGCUCCCACAACCACUACAGAAGUCACCGUUGUGGUUACCGAUGUGAAUGAUGAGAUACCGACGUUCAAACACAACCAUUACGAAUGCGAGAUUUUAGAAAACUCGCCCAUAAACACACCAGUGGUGUUUCUAAAUAACGCUUUACCAGAAGUGUUCGAUUACGAUCAAGGAAUAAACGGAACGUUCCAUCUGUACAUCAAAGGCGGAGGAGACUCAUUCGAUAUAACGCCCAGCAAAGCGGUAAACGAGGCCACUUUCAUGAUCAGAGUAAAGAACAGCUCCAGCAUUGAUUACGAAAGAACCAAAAAAUUCAAUCUCACUAUCGUUGCCAAAGAGAUAGUGAAGCAACAGCCGAAGUUCAGCGAGGCUUCGGUGACCGUCAGCGUCUUGGAUCGAAACGACAAUUUUCCGGAGUUUUCCAAAAGCAUCUACGAAGUGGCUGUGCAGGAGAAUUGCGACGUGGGCACUACAGUGGCGUGGAUUCAAGCAUUCGAUGAUGAUUCCGGUAAAUACGGCACCAGAGGAAUUAGAUACAUGAACUUGGCUGGUAGUAUUGAUUACAUGCUUACACUACACCCCACUUCCGGUAUUAUAACAGUAAAGAUAGCAGGAGGACCGAACUGGGAUAGAGAGCAAAUAUCCAGACAUUUCCUAACUGUAGAAGCAAGGGAUGAUUUAGGCUUCGGAAACCGAAACUCUGUUCAAUUAGUUAUAAACAUACAAGACGUCAACGACAAUGCACCAACUUUCACUCAAUCCAAAUACGAAGUUAGACUGUUGGAAAACAAAAUGGAGUUCGAACAACCAUUGAAAAUCGAAGCCAGAGACGCCGACCUAAACGGUACAAAAAAUAGCGAAAUCGAAUACGAACUGGUAGGUGACCUGUCAGCGAACUUCACUAUGGACCCUUUAACAGGAUCACUCAAAGUAAAAUACCCAAUAGAUUUCGAAAGCCUUCUGGAUUUAACAGCCGGCAGCACCAGCACCGUGCUUCUAACCAUCAGGGCCAGAGAUUGGGGAACCCCCAGUCUUUUCAACGACGCUCCUUUACUCAUCUACGUGGAAGACGUAAACGACAAUCCCCCGAUGUUCGAGUUCGAUUUCUACAACCAAUCUAUUGCAGAGAAUUUGCCCAGUGGAACGUCCAUACUCAAGGUGAUAGCUGAAGACGGCGAUGGUUCUUCGCCGAACAACCAAAUAGUCUAUCGUAUCCAAAACGGAGCGGGAGAUAAAUUCACUAUAGACUCCGAGACUGGUGUUAUUAGAGUUGCAAGAGGUGCCUCAUUAGACCCGGAUCUAAUUCAACCGAGGAAGAUGCAUUACGCUCUUAAAGUACUGGCAAUAGACGGCGCUGCUGGAGAUAAUCAGCUGCAAGCUUCUGUUGAAGUUAAUAUUAACAUAAUCGAUGUUAAUAAUAAAUUUCCGGUGUUCAAUGAGUUGAAUCCUGUCAGUAUAUUUGAGAAUUCUCCGGUUGGUAGAAUAAUUGCUAACUUAACGGCUCGGGAUCCGGAUUUAACAGCAAAAUUGGUAUAUAAAAUCGACGAUUCGGCUUGUGAAGCUAGAAACGAAAGGGGAAUUUUAUUGAAACAGCAAGAAUACGACUGUUCUGGCUCCUUUCACUUGGAACCCCUUUCUGGAACAUUAUCCAUAGCUAAGUUAUUAGACAGAGAAUUGGUUGAAAAUUUCCAACUGGGCGUUACUGUCGAAGAUAUCAACUCGGAAACUGGCCCUCAAAAAACCUUUGGAACAAUCUCGAUUAACAUUGAAGAUGUGAAUGAUAAUAGCCCGAAAUUUCGAAAAGCCUUUUACAAAUUUAGUGUUACCGAGAAUAGUAAGCAUGGCGUGACUAUAGGAAGCAUAACAGCCGAUGAUUUGGAUAAAAAUAAAACGAUUACUUAUUAUUUAGAAGGUCCGAUUGAAUUAACAAAUUUGCUGUACCUAAAUCCCGAUGAUGGCGACCUUAUAGUCGCUAAUAAAAUCGACCAUGAGUUGCACAAAUGGAUAAAUCUCACUGUAAAAGCUGUCGAUAAUGGAUAUCCACCGCGGUCUAGCCGAACUGAAAUUUUCGUCCAAAUCUUGGACGAGAACGACAACAAUCCGACUUUUUUACCGGACCCAAGUGCUCUAGUAAUACCGGAAGAUAUUCACGUGGGUACGGAAAUCGCCAAAGUAAACGCCGUAGAUGCGGAUUCAGGAGAAUAUGGAAAAAUCACCUAUUUAUUGGAUAGACUUUCUUCUCAAGGCAAAUUCACUCUUGAUGGUAACACAGGAAUAUUAAAAAUAGCGGAUAAACUGGACAGAGAAGAAAAAGCGAAUUUUUUGCUAAUUAUAGAAGGCUGGGAUAAUUACCAGUACGGCUUCAACAACGGGGAGAGUCGAAAUGCUUUCAAGCAUAUCAACAUCACUAUCAAAGAUGUCAACGACAAUACACCGGAAUUACACGUACCACCGUACUGUAUAAAUAUAACAGAAUUUCACGAACCAGGACAACCUGUAACAACCAUUCAUGCUUCAGAUGCAGAUGAUCCAGAUACCUCAAACGGACAAGUAAUAAUCGACAUAGCAGAUGGCAAUAAUGAAGACUUGUUCGAACUGCAGCCUGUAAACGAAUGGUCCGUACACAUCAGAACUACCAGUUCCUUACGAGGAAGGCAUGGAAAUUACACUCUAGUCAUGAGGGCUCAGGAUUUAGGAACGCCUAGUCUUCUAGCUGAAGAAGAAGUAAUGAUUUGCGUGUCUGAUUACAACGAUCAUCCACCGGUUUUUAUUAGCCCACCGCCUAACUCCACACUCAAAGUACCCGAGAAUGCAACUGUAGGUAGUGCUCUAAUUCAAAUCAUAGCUAGUGAUGAAGACGUAAGCUCCAAUGGAGCAGUAAGGUACAGAUUGAAAGCGGAUCCUGCUGGUCAUUGGAAGUUCUUCGAAUUGCAACCGAUUUCAGGCAUAUUGGAACUUCGCUUACCUCUGGAUAGAAAAAAGCAGAAAAUUUACGACAUACGAAUAGAGGCUUACGAUUUGGGGAUACCCACGUCUCUUAGCUCAGAACUGGAUUUAACUGUCUACGUGAGCGACAUGAAUAGUUACCAACCGCAAUUUAUGGUGGACGAAUUUUACGUGAACUUUACAGAAAACGCUUCCGCGAAAAAAGAAAUCAAGAAAUUACCGGACACAAUAGAUAGAGAUGAGUUCGAAUACGAUGGUCCGACAGGCCCAGUUUGCUACUACAUCAUUGGAGGAAACGAGAAUAAUUUAUUCUACAUCAAUUCCAUUGAUCAUACUCUAAUGACAACGACUCCUUUGGAUCGCGAGAAACAAGACACCCACCUUCUGUUGGUCAAAGCUUCAGAGGAUUGCAAUCGCAGUCCGAAAAGCCAAAGCUUCUUCGACUCUGACGAUGACACCCAACUCAAAGUCGUGGUGAAAGUUUUGGAUGUCAACGAUAACCCGCCUAAAUUCCAACGAAGAGUGUUUACCGGAGGCGUAAGCACCGCCACCAGUUUUGGCACGAAAUUCAUGCAAGUACAAGCUGAGGAUGCAGACGAAGGUCGAAACGCUGUAAUGAAUUAUUACCUGAUUGGAAAAACGCAAAUGACUCUCACAGAAGGACUGGACAAUUUGGAAAGGACGCCGUUUUUGGUUGAAAGAGAAACUGGAGCGGUUCAAUUGAAUUUCGAUCCACAACGAGGAAUGAAAGGAUAUUUCGAUUUUAUGGUAAUGGUAAAUGAUACUGGCGGUCUAAUGGACACAGCAAGAGUCUUCAUAUACCUGCUAAGAGAAGACCAAAGAGUACGUUUCGUGCUUCGACAACAUCCUCAGGAAAUAAGAAAUCGAAUAGAAAUUUUCAGAGAGGUACUGGGAAAUGUAACUGGAGCGAUAGUAAACGUCGACGAAUUCCGCGUUCACGCCAAUCACGACGGUAGCAUAGACAAAACCAGAACUGAUCUCUACCUGCAUCUAGUCAACAGAGCUGACAAUUCCAUCUUGGAGGUCGACGAAGUGCUGAAACUGAUCGAUCAGAAUACGGAGAAAUUAGACCAACUUUUCAAAGAAUUCAACGUGUUAGAUACGCAACCAGGCGGAACUUUAGCUCUAAAAUCUCAACUCCAAAAUGCAAACACCACAUUCUGGUUAUCGGUUUCCUGCCUCUUUUUGGUGUUAUUGCUGAUGUUGUGCUUGGCUUUGUGCGUUAAUCAGAGACAGACGUACCAAAGGAAAUUGAAAGCUGCUACUGCCACAGCUUACACAUGCGCAGACUCCGAUUUGGACAGCCGGGGAUUGGGAUUCCUCAGUGGCCGUGUACCCAAUACCAACAAGCACAGCUUAGAAGGUAGCAAUCCGAUGUGGUUGAAAGCUUACGAAAACGAAUGGUUCAAAAACGUGGACGAUAUAAGUCAAUCAGAACACGAUUCAUUAGAUGAGAAUGUCAUCUCCUACGAAGACUCCUUACCUACGACUGAUCAAACGCCCGAAACGCAAGAUCGCCAUCAGAAUGUGUACCAAACGUUACCAGUACCUGCAGCUAGGAAAUUAGAGACCACAGAGUUAUGAUUUAAGGUGAAAGUUGAUAACUUUCUUAAGGGAAAUAGAGUGCAUCCCUUGAGCCCGUUGUCUGAUAUAUCCGAAGAAUCGAUUUGAACUUGAAUUAGAGCAUUUAGGUUAUACUCAUCGGUACUUGGAGGAUCAAUAUUUUCUCCGGGGAUUUCCCUUAUCUUCUCCCUCGUUUGGUGUAUAAUGUAGCGCCAUAUACAACAAGGGACUAUAAGCAAUUACAUCUUGUUACGAAGUCUUCACAGGGACUUGAGAGAAGGAUUUGUAAAGCUGUUUUUAUAUGUAUAAAUGCUGCAUAUCUUCUACAUACAUAUAUUUUAUUUUAACGAGGAACGCAACUAAUUUAUUUAUCUCAUUUACGUAAGGACAACGAUUUUAUACUUUUGUAUUUUUUCACUGUGAAUAUGUG